AUGCAACCUAAACUCGACUCUUAUCUGCUUUUUUUUUUUUCCAGGUGUCAAAUUGCUGUGUCAUCGGAGGGAGGCAAGAGCAUUUCCAUAGAUGAGAAGAACCUGAUUAAUGCUCAGCGGGAGAAGCGUCCAGCUCCUCCGCCUCCAGGAAGGAAUAUAGUUGAGAGUCGGAGGGAGCAGGAUGUAGCUUUGCAGCAUCUGGCACAAAAUAACAAGCAGAGUAAUGACAAAGAUGUCAAGACUGCCAGUGUUCUCCCUCAGCGUUCGGUACAAUUGAUCGCUCCUCUGAGUCAGUCUCGCACGGACGCAAAGACCACUCAGAACUUAAUACAAAGUAGCCCCACCAAAGGAACUGAAAGUGCUGGUAAACACGGUAAGCGCCUUGCACCGUCUCGACCUCGUUCUGCAGAGGAAGAGUCAUCGACUGAAUCCAAAAGAGUCUCGUCUUCUCGUGGCAACAUUUCCCAGGGAGGUGGCUCACAGACAAAACGAGUGCCUGUCGCCUGUGGCUUGAAUCCAUUUGAAGAUGAUGACGAUGAGGUCACACUUCGAGAUGAUACACCAACCCCUGGUGACACAAGAUCAACACAGCGGCCCCCACCUGUGUCCCGCGCUACUGAUGAAUCCAAAGUGAAAUCUUCAAAAGUGACCCAUGCUCCUCCCCCUCCGCCGACCAUUUCAAGCACUUUAAUUCAUCCAAACACUGACAGUUGCCAUGCUAUGGAUACUACAGUUGUGCCUGCACCCGAUAAAGGUGCAAACCAAGCAUGUGGCCCACAGCCAGAGGCCACACUCUCCGUUCAGAACACUUCACUGAAAGAGCCUUCUAGAUCACAGAGCACUGCAGAGGUAACGGGAGUGAAGAAGGAAGCCCCUCCUACAAGUUCACGCAGGCUUCUACCUGUAAGGCCACUUAAUCCUCUGGAACAAAAGUCUGUCUCCACCGCUCCAGGGGGUAAAAGUCACGAAUCCGUUGGAAUCUUUAGUGAUGUUCAAGAGAAAACAAAGAUAACGGCAGAUUCGGGGCUUAAAGGGCCAUAUUCCCAGCUAACUCGAGAGGAACUUGUGUCCCUGCUGCAGAAACAGGAGAACCAGAUGUCUGAGAGAGACAAAAAGAUAUCAGAGCUGGAACAAUACAUUGACAAAUUGCUUGUACGUGUCAUAGAAGAACAACCAAGCAUCCUGAUGUCCAUGAACUCACUGAAGUAGGCUGUCUAUGCUGAUUCACAGCUCACACUUCUAUUUCUGCUCCACCCAGUUAGUGAAUAAUUGAAUAAUCACAGUUCCAAAAUUAGAACUUCACUGUAAAGCACUUGAGAUGUUUUGAAAGAUGUUGAUGAUUUUGAAAUGUUUCUAUGUGCUUGACUGACUUUGAAACUAAUGAAUUGUUUUUUAAUAAUUUUCAUGUUGAGCACAAAAUGAUGUGUAAAAAUAAUCACUGAUAUGUUGGCUUGCUGUUUUUGUGUAAAGAGCCUUACUUUGCUGUAAAAUAAUCUUACUGCUCUUGUACUACUAAAGGUUUACAUGAUGCUAACCUAAAAAGCACUUUUAAAAAGCCUAUAAAAUGGUGUAUUCUGAAUUGGUCUUCUGCACUGAGGUUACUGCUAUAUGGAAUUAAAUAUGCAAAAUUAAAUAAAA
Molecule: messenger RNA, 1638 nt
Organism: Solea senegalensis (Senegalese sole)
Lineage: Eukaryota; Metazoa; Chordata; Actinopteri; Pleuronectiformes; Soleidae
Product: rab11 family-interacting protein 1-like
Exons: 4
Coding region: 1-1209 (402 amino acids)
Biological process (GO): regulated exocytosis
Cellular component (GO): intracellular membrane-bounded organelle
Molecular function (GO): small GTPase binding
Source: RefSeq, a predicted model, not a curated record